GGGGGCUUCCGGUGUCGAAGGAACACAGAAUGUGAAGGUUCUUGAAAAGUUUUUAGGGAUCGGUCUUCCUCUGGAUAAUCAAAUGUCUCUUCUUCUGGAAUUUAUUAGACAGCUUUUAGACUACCUGGGCAUUCCGCCUGACAGGCUUGUGACAAUAUGGGGAAAUUAUAUCAGCAGACGUAGUUUUCUUCGCGCUCUAACAAAUCACCUUCCUCCAGUAUUAUUUCAAGGAAUUGACCUACAGGAUCUGCAAUUAUUGGAACGCAAAGACUAUGGCUGGACUCGCAGUGUGGUACGAAUCAUUGGAACUUUACUGCCUUUGGAACCUUGCCCUAGAACACAUUUCCAGCACGUUUUAGUCCCCGAAAUACUGGAACCUAGAGGGAAAGAAACAGUCUGCAGGCCUGAAAUCUCAUCUCUGGCUGAUGCCCCAUUUCUUAUGAAUGAUGAUAUUAAGUCUUGCACCAGAUUUAGACAUCACCUUUCAUCAAAUAUGCCAACGGGAGGGUACAACAUGGCAAGGCGUAGUGAAAAGGACCCAGGACUGUCAAUGAUGGUUCAGAACAACAGCGUUUCUGAAAAUGUUCCUUUAGCACCAAGUGAAAAUGCAAUUCAGAAGAUAGCUGCUUUGGAAGAUGAGCUGAUGCAGCUAAGAGCACAGAUUGCUGCCAUUGUCGCCAUGCAAGAAACAAGAAACACACAUUCUUGUUCUGAAACGUUGUCAUUUGGUAGCCCUUGUAAUGCUCUUCCUCCUCCAUCUUUAACCUCAACACCCAUUAAUACUCAGAUCCUGCUGUCUACACCAGCUCCACCCCCUCCUCCGCCACCACCUCCAUUGCCCAUUCCACCUGCUAAGAUUAACUCUGCCAAAUCUGCACUUGAUCUCAUCAAAGAACGUAAGGCAUCUCACAGACAGACGAGUCCAAAAGAGGUAGAUGAGGCAGAAAAAGGCAAUUUAAAUAAUGUUCCUAGUAUGCUGGAUGUUUUGAAGGAUAUGAACUCGAUUAGACUUCGUGCUGUUGAAAGGUCCCCGGGGGGUACACCUUUAACAAGAAAAGAUAAGAAGAGACGUUCUCUUAAUGACCCUGCAGCUAUUAUAGCUCAUGCACUGAAACUGAAGUUUGCACAUAGGCAUAAAGAUGAAUCAUUAGACAAGGAAAAUAGAUCUUAUGAAGAUUCUCCCUUCUCCAGUCCUGAGACACCAAUGUUUGGGAGCCAUCUACUGAAGCCAAUAGGAAAGAGACCUAUGAAAGAAGUUCCAAGAAAACAGGUGUUUCAAUAA
Messenger RNA from Nanorana parkeri, 1282 nucleotides. RefSeq names its product mitochondrial fission regulator 2 (gene MTFR2). Gene Ontology annotation, biological process: mitochondrial fission; aerobic respiration. The coding region runs from base 83 to 1282 and encodes 399 amino acids. The transcript has 9 exons. The record is from RefSeq and is a predicted model, not a curated record. Gene Ontology annotation, cellular component: mitochondrion. NCBI's taxonomy places the organism in Eukaryota, Metazoa, Chordata, Amphibia, Anura, Dicroglossidae.